This is a messenger RNA of Fusarium odoratissimum NRRL 54006, 2405 nucleotides long. RefSeq lists its product as uncharacterized. NCBI's taxonomy places the organism in Eukaryota, Fungi, Ascomycota, Sordariomycetes, Hypocreales, Nectriaceae. Bases 796 to 1836 code for a protein of 346 amino acids. The record is from RefSeq and is a predicted model, not a curated record. The transcript has a single exon.
CCCUGACCGUCGGAACCACGCGCCCAGUGUCACUUCGGUCUCCCUUUAAAGCCGCUGGUCUCGCUUCCAUCCAUCUCUUUACUAAGGUACAUGCUCGCUCGACUUGACUCGCCUCUCAAAUCACUUUUCAUCUUCUCUUUCAAACGCCUCCACGUUUCCUCAUCUUUAAGUCCUUUUCCCUCAUUCUCCCUCUUCUUUUCCUACGAGGGCUGCCUUUCUCUUCUUUUUCGCGUUGUCACCUCCCUUCCAGCUGAGCUACCGCGACACCGCCUCCGAGAGCUGAGUUCGAGGUAUAGGUCCCUCCGCCCUUCUCCUCUCAACCCCAACUCCAAGCUACCUACCUCACCUACACCACCACACCUCGAGCUACGACAGCUACAAAGUAUAGCCUCUCCACCUACAACAAAAAGCCGUCCAUAUCACCUCGGAUCUAUCUCAAAUCUUGAUCCACCCCCGCCUUUCUGCCGCGCUGAAUUCAAUACCGCACUCUGUCGCCAGCUUGUGAUUGCUUCACGCCCUAUUGCUGCGCCUCUUGUCAAAAGCAACCCGAACUUGCAGCCGCCGGCAGAGCUUCGUAGGACCGCCGCUGACGAUCAUUACUACCGGGUCGAAUAAAUCCCCCAGAAAUCCACGCCAUUGCUCGUCGGCCAAGGCUCGUUCAAGUUUCGGGCACCACAUGCCACCGUUUAUCUUCUGACGAAACCGGUUGGUCUCAACUUCCAUCCGUGCCGUGCCGUACUGUAUCACAUUGUAUCGUAUCGUAUCCUGCCUCCACCCUCGAUUACCAAUUUCGAAAUGGAGCCAGUUCCCGAGACAGAGCGUAUGGAGGAGUUCCGUCCUACUCCUACACCUGCUCCCGCACCCGUAUCUGCCUCUGCCUCUGCUUCCUCAUCUUUGUCUGCGUCACCCUCCCUCUCUCCAGGAUAUCCAUCGCUGCGACUUCAGAACCCCAGCGCCUUUUCCAACCUCAGCAUCGAAUUGCCUCGAAAGCCGCCAAACCUGAGACGAAGCACCGACCCCAGUCCGACAUCGCCAGCUUCACCAUCUUGGUCUGCGACACCCUUCAUUCCGUAUCGACCACGCACCACUUCUCCGCUCUCGGGCGCUCAUUCUAGGUCUCGUUCUACAACGAGUCUUGCGCCCCCAAUGUCUCGUACUCAAUCCAUGCCUGGCGUCAAUGGAUCAGGCCAUAUUCUUUUUUCGCCUCAGCACCGCCCUGGAAGCCCCUCUGGUUCACCUAGCAGAGUCCGAAUUCCACGAAAGCCUGCCGAUGAAGCUUUCCCGCCAAUCUCUCCAGUUCGAACCUCAGUUCUCGAACCUGAGCAAAUGCAUGAGCGACGAAGCACCUCUCCCAUCAUGGGGGUUUCCACAAGCACCCCCGCCCGACUACGACGGCCAUCUUCUCCUCUUCGAACAUUCACAUCUUCGAGCACUGGUUCUCUAGGCACAUUUCCAUCAACACCAUCCUCUUCAAUUUCGUCAACAUCCUCUUAUCGAAGCUACGAUGCCCUUUCCGGAAGCUAUGGCACAACUUAUUCGUCGGUCCCCUCCACGCCAACGUCGACCAGGUCCCGAAGUCCCAGCAUCUCCAGCUUGGAAACAAUUCCUGACACGCCUGAUGCCGAAGAAGCAGCGCUGGAAGCUGAAAGAAUUGCCCAGCUCAAGGCCGACGCAGAUGCUGCAGAGGGAAAUGAAUCCUCCGACCUGAAAGGGAAGGAUGGGCAGACACGAGGGCGUACGAUGGGCUUCGGCUCUAGAGACAAGCGAAAGCGUUGGAGUGUGUGCGGUGCUGAGCGAAGAGGAGAUCUCGAUCUUGAGACCAUCUGGGAGGACUGAUCGGCGCAAUGCCGAGGCAGAGCCAGAACCAGAUGAACGAUUGACAUGAAAUAUCUCAAGAGGGGCCACGGCGUAUGACGGACCUGACUCGAGCUAGCCUGGGACAAUGCUCGAUUUUACAUGAUUGCAUCGCGGGGCGGCAGGUUAUUGAUGAUUUUUGCGGCAUAAGCAUAUGGUUUUUUAUUGUUGGUUUCUUGUUAGCUUUUUACAAAGGGCACGACGGCGAUUGCGUGGCCCUCUUGAUACCCAUUCCUGCACGUAUGGACUGUUCGACAGGAAGAACCACGCACACACACACACUAUGAUUGACACACAAUGAUACUAUACCCACAGAUCACGCCAGUUGAGUUGGCUGUGAAGGGCACACUUGUACUUUACCAUGAGGCGAAUCGCGUGCACUUUCUGUUAUCUUGAUUGGACUCACUUGUUGUCUUAUGGCUGUUUAACUUAUUGAUUGGCAACGUGGUUCUGCAACUUGUGAAGAGUCAAAUGCGCGCGAGAUGAAUAAAUCGCCCUUUAUCGAACCGACGACAUAUGAACAAUGAAUUAUUACUAUUACUAUCAAUCCC